Penicillium maclennaniae is the source of this 1104-nucleotide messenger RNA. It is a transcript of the gene sakA, whose product is annotated as mitogen-activated protein kinase HOG1. Gene Ontology annotation, molecular function: ATP binding; MAP kinase activity. The transcript has 9 exons. NCBI's taxonomy places the organism in Eukaryota, Fungi, Ascomycota, Eurotiomycetes, Eurotiales, Aspergillaceae. Gene Ontology annotation, biological process: stress-activated MAPK cascade; protein phosphorylation; osmosensory signaling pathway. The coding region runs from base 1 to 1104 and encodes 367 amino acids. The record is from RefSeq and is a predicted model, not a curated record. Gene Ontology annotation, cellular component: nucleus; cytoplasm.
AUGGCGGAAUUUGUGCGGUCUCAGAUCUUCGGUACCACCUUCGAGAUUACCAGCCGGUAUUCGGACCUCCAGCCGGUGGGCAUGGGAGCCUUUGGGCUCGUUUGCUCGGCGCGCGACCAAUUGACCGGCCAGCCCGUGGCGGUCAAGAAGAUCAUGAAGCCCUUCAGCACGCCCGUUCUGUCUAAGCGAACCUACCGAGAGCUGAAGCUGCUCAAGCAUCUUCGACAUGAGAACAUCAUUAGCUUGAGCGACAUCUUUAUCUCCCCUCUCGAGGAUAUUUACUUUGUGACCGAGCUACUGGGCACAGAUCUCCACCGCCUCUUGACUUCUCGCCCUCUCGAGAAGCAAUUCAUCCAGUACUUUCUUUACCAGAUCUUGCGUGGAUUGAAAUAUGUUCACUCCGCGGGUGUGGUCCACCGUGAUUUGAAGCCCAGCAACAUCCUAAUCAAUGAAAACUGCGACUUGAAAAUCUGCGAUUUCGGUCUGGCGCGUAUUCAGGACCCGCAAAUGACCGGCUAUGUGUCAACACGAUACUAUCGGGCUCCCGAGAUUAUGCUCACGUGGCAAAAGUACGACGUGGAGGUGGAUAUCUGGAGUGCGGGCUGCAUCUUCGCCGAGAUGCUGGAGGGCAAGCCGCUUUUCCCCGGAAAGGACCACGUCAACCAAUUUUCUAUCAUUACCGAGCUGUUGGGUACCCCUCCGGACGACGUGAUCCAGACCAUCUGCAGCGAAAACACUUUGCGAUUCGUCAAGUCCCUCCCGAAGCGCGAGCGCCAAUCCCUGGCCAACAAAUUCAAGAAUGCUGAUGCGGAUGCGGUCGACCUUCUCGAGAAGAUGCUUGUGUUCGAUCCCAAGAAGCGAGUUCGCGCUGGUGAGGCGCUGGCCCACGAGUACCUCGCGCCCUACCACGACCCCACCGACGAACCGGUCGCCCAAGAGAAGUUCGACUGGUCCUUCAACGAUGCUGAUUUGCCCGUUGAUACUUGGAAGAUUAUGAUGUAUUCCGAAAUUCUCGACUUCCACAACAUCGACCAGGGCAACGAGGCUGGACAGGCUCUGGUUCAGGGCCCAGUGCAGGGAAACUAUCCCCAGUCUUUCGCAUAG